Molecule: messenger RNA, 621 nt
Organism: Adineta steineri
Lineage: Eukaryota; Metazoa; Rotifera; Eurotatoria; Adinetida; Adinetidae
Source: the annotation of a GenBank genome assembly
AUGAAUCAUUUUAACGAAAAAAACAAAGUAUUGCUCAAACGACGUAGUUCUUCAGUUAGUCACUUAUCGAAACAUCAUCGGUCAGAUGUUUCAUCAUCACCCAAUUUUAAUCGAACAAAUAACUCUUAUCGUGAAACUAUAACUGCUUUAAGUUUCUCUUCAAAACAAUAUGAUUUCAUACGUCCAAAAUCAACAUUAGUACAAUUAAAUCCGACUGUGGCUCAAACAAACAUCGUAAAGAUAUCAUCCGAUGUAUCUAAACAAAUUCCACCUCCAGUUGCGCCGAGAACAAUAUUUCCACUAGAGAUAACACUAAAACCGGUGCCAAUACCAAUCGAAAGAAAAUCUUUAAAAAAGAAUAAUAAAAUUAAUUCUACGGAAGAACAGGCAAUAAAAUUGACAGCAACAGAUAAAUCGGUUUUAUCAGAUGUUAACAAUAGAAACGAAAUAAUACCAGAUCAAAAAAUCUUAGUAAUGCAAAUGAACAAUCAAUCUACAUUAUAUACUCCUGGUCUAUGUGGUUUGAUCAAUAUUGGUAAUAUAUGUUUUAUGAAUAGUGCUCUUCAAUGUUUAAGUAAUAUACCUGAUUUAACUCAAUGGGCUCAAUGUCAAAAUUUUUAA